GUGAGGUGGAGAGAAGGGAUUUACUGCUGGAGCACUCAUUGAGGAGUAGAGGGAGUGAGUGUGUUGCAUGUUAUAGAGGUUGAGGUGUGAGCUCUGACAGGAGAAGGGUUAGCAGACUGAGUGGUGACUGACUGAUUCACUCUGCUGUCAUUUUCUGCUUAUUCAGAGUGACAGUAGUGAGUGCAUACAUUGUCAUACUGUCUGCUGUCUAUUGCAGUUCUCUGUUCGGAGGGUAUGUGACUGACUACCACUACAGCCGAGUGAGGACUGUUCCAGACUCUCUCUGUCCAGAGGAGCAUGAUGACUACUUUCCCCAAUGAGACAGGCUUCUCCUCCCUCUCUCCAUCAUACUCCCUCUCCUCUCCCACACCGUCCCUCACCUCCAACCCUUUCUCUUCCUUCUCCCUCUCCACCUCCUCCUUCUCUCCGUCCAACUGCUCCAGCUCUCCGUUGCUCUCCUCCCCUCCCUAUAACUUCUACGCUGUGCUGCUGGUGCUGCUCAUCUUUUGUGUGGUGUUCGGCAACGUGCUAGUUUGUGUGGCGGUGUCGCGUGAGCGCGCCCUCCAGACUACCACCAACUACCUCAUUGUCUCCCUGGCCGUGUCUGACCUGCUGCUGGCUAUCCUGGUCAUGCCCUGGGGCGUCUACCUGGAGGUGGUAGGGGAGUGGCGCUUCAGUCUCAUCCACUGUGACAUCCUCCUGACCCUGGACGUCAUGAUGUGUACUGCCAGCAUCCUCAACCUCUGUGCCAUCAGCAUCGACAGGUACACGGCGGUGGCGAUGCCCAUGCUGUAUAACACCAGAUACAGCUCCAGGAGGAGGGUGGCUCUGAUGAUUGCUGUUGUGUGGUUCCUCUCCUUCGCCAUCUCCAGCCCUCUGCUGUUUGGACUCAACAACACAGCCAGUCGGGAGGAGACCAAGUGUGCCUUCGCUGACCCAUCCUUCGUGGUCUACUCAUCCGUGGCCUCCUUCUAUGUUCCGUUCAUCGUGACCCUGCUGGUGUACGCCCAGAUCUGUGUCGUGCUGCGGAGGCGGGGCCGACGCACCGUGCCCCGCAGACACGGCCUGCACCCACAGGGAGGAGGCAAGACGGGGGAGGGCCACAGGCACAGGAAGAAUAAGUGUACCCUCCCUGAGGAUGUGAACCUGUGCACUCUGAUCACGAGGCCCCCCACCACCGCCCCCCAACGCAAGAAAGUGACAUUAGUGAAGGAGGCGGUGGUGCACCCCUUGGAGGAGGAGCCGGUGGGGUGUGGUUUCCUGUCCCAGUUAGACCAGAGCCUCCCCCCGCCUCACCAUUCUCACCGCCCUCCCCCUUCCGGACGAGCCACCAAGAUCUCCCUUUCUAUCUCUGUGGUACCCGCGCCCUUCCCGUCACCGUCGGUGGCACCACGCUCUGCCCUCGUACCCCGCCGUGCCACCUUCGAGGAUGGCAUGAGUGGCCGCGAGCGAUGGAGGGAGCGCAAUGCAGACAGGGAGAAUGGAGCGAUGGAGAAGGAGAGGGUGAAAGGGACUCUGUCGCAGCAGAAGGAGAGGAAGGCGACCCAGAUGCUGGCUAUCGUGCUAGGUGUGUUCAUCAUCUGCUGGCUGCCCUUCUUCCUGACCCACGUGCUGAAGGCCCACUGUGGCAGCUGCUGUAUCUCCCCCUCUCUGUACAGUGCUGUCACCUGGCUGGGCUACCUCAACAGUGCCGUCAACCCCGUCAUCUACACCACCUUCAACAUCGAGUUCCGCAAGGCCUUCAUCAAGAUCCUAAACUGUUGAGUACAGGGAGGAAGGGGAUAGGGGGAGAGUGGGAGAAAGUGUGAACAGUGUAGAGGGGCAAAAAAAAAAGGUCAGAGACUUGAAAUAAAACUAAAGAAGGCAAAGAGAGGGGUGAAAACAAAGACCAGAAGGGAAUGGAAGGAGAGAUGGAGGGGAAGAGGGGGACAGAGAGAGAGAGAGAGAGAGAGAGAGAGAGUCGACAGAAUAUUUCAAACAAAACCAAAACAAAUUGAACAGGUCAAACAGAAGAGCAAGUGAAGCAAGACCGAUAUACCAAAUCAAAACAGACUUGGGAAUGAUAAAGAGGUUAUGUACACUUCUGUAAAUCUAAAACAUAGCAGGGAGAGAGUAAUAUUCUGAAGGUUCUAUUGGAAGAGAUGGGGUAGGGCACAAACAGUGGCAGAAGACUGUCCCACUCCUUAUGGGGAUGACUAAGUAAGUGUAUUACUUACUCUCUGAUACCCCUCUGAAGUAUACUGUCGUAGCGACUGCAGACAUUGUAAUUUAAUUAACAGAGUUAAAACAGGACAGAGGUAAUCUUUUAAGGAGAGAUGCACAAUUGUUCUCCAAUAGCAGUCUUGUUGCGUAGUCCCAGUGUAAACAUGCCUGUAAGAGAUGUAUUAUAUUAAGAAUAUGUUGGUGAAGAUAUGAUGCCAUAUUAACAUGGUGAUAUGAUGCAAUAUGAUGAGCGAAUAAUCAAGGUUUGUUCAUGAGGUAUAUGUAUAUAUUGUUGUUUAGAGUGUGAGCUCUAAAUAUCUGUAUUACUGUUAUUGUACAGGUAAAUGUAAUAAAUGAUGUUCUACUCAUAUUGCUAGUCUAUUUCAAGUUUUCUGUACUGCAGGGUUGGGGUCAAUUUGAAUUGAAGUCAGUCAAUUCUUGAAGUAAAGAUAUUUUCCAAUUGAUUAAUAACGGAGAAAAAAGUUGUUUUCAU
Oncorhynchus keta (chum salmon) is the source of this 2695-nucleotide messenger RNA. Its product is annotated as D(2) dopamine receptor A-like. Gene Ontology annotation, biological process: adenylate cyclase-activating adrenergic receptor signaling pathway. The record is from RefSeq and is a predicted model, not a curated record. The transcript has 8 exons. NCBI's taxonomy places the organism in Eukaryota, Metazoa, Chordata, Actinopteri, Salmoniformes, Salmonidae. Gene Ontology annotation, cellular component: presynaptic membrane; glutamatergic synapse. Gene Ontology annotation, molecular function: dopamine neurotransmitter receptor activity, coupled via Gi/Go; G protein-coupled receptor activity. The coding region runs from base 298 to 1764 and encodes 488 amino acids.